AUGAAUUUAAAUAUGGGGAUUCUGAGCCAAUCAAUCUUUCACCUCCUCUGGGCUGCUUUGGUCGUUUGUCAGUAUGAAGAUUAUGAUUUUGAGGAUGAGUACGACGAGCCAGACCAUCAAACUCCGUAUUAUUUGAACCCGAACACGCAAGCUGAAGUUCCUCCCUUUCCUUUCCCAGCCGAGUGUGCCAGGGAAUGUUUCUGCCCCCCAGCCUUCCCCUUGUCCAUGUACUGUGACCAUCGGAGGCUGAAGGCGAUACCAAAUAUCCCCAGUCACGCCCAACAACUCUACCUGCAGAACAAUGACAUCGAAGCUGUGCCUGCAGCACCCUUCACCAACGUCACCUUUGUGAGGGAAAUCGACCUCAGCUACAACAAAAUUAAAAUCCAUAUGAUUGACCCGGGGGUUUUUGCCAAACUCUCAAGCUUGGUGCAACUUCAUUUGCAACACAACGAAUUAGAAGAGUUUCCAGUCCCGCUGCCCAGCUCUCUGGAGAGACUCCUCCUUGGCUUCAAUAAGAUCUCCCGGAUACCUGGGGAUGCCCUGGAAGGAUUACCCAACAUCACCAUGCUGGACCUCUGCAGUAACUUACUUGAUGACUCGGUGCUCAAAGACAGACCCUUUUCCAACAUGAAAAAUCUGAUGCAGCUCAACUUAUGCAACAACAAGUUACAGACUAUGCCUCCUGAUCUACCGUCAUCGCUGAUGCACCUCUCUCUUGAAAAUAACUCCAUCUCUCAUAUUCCAGAAAACUACUUCCACAGACUCCCCAGAAUCAUUGCUCUGAGAAUGUCCCACAAUAACCUGCAGAACAUCCCGCACAACACCUUUAACCUGCCCAACCUCCUGGAACUUAACCUGGGGCACAACAAAUUGAAACAAGUAUUCUACAUUCCAAGAAGUCUGCAGCACCUGUAUAUUGAAGGCAACGAAAUUGAAAACAUAAAUGUUACUUUGAUGUGCCCAACCCUGGACCCACUGAACAUCCACCAGCUGACCUACAUCCGCGUGGACCAGAACAAGCUGACGAGCCCCAUCAGCAGCUACGCCUUCUUCUGCUUCCCCCUCGUCAGAACCAUCUACUAUGGAGAACAAAAUGUGACUGUCAGCAAGCCAACCCGGCUCAGGACACCCGUGUUCCGGCGGUUCUUGACACCAGAGGAAUACCAGGAAGCAGAAGACAAUCAUGAGACGCACAAUCAAGACACCGAGGAAGAUCAGGAAGCAGAAGACAACUACUUCCAUGCUUACUUUCACUGA
Messenger RNA from Myiozetetes cayanensis, 1260 nucleotides. It is a transcript of the gene OMD, whose product is annotated as osteomodulin. The coding region runs from base 1 to 1260 and encodes 419 amino acids. The record is from RefSeq and is a predicted model, not a curated record. Gene Ontology annotation, molecular function: protein binding. The transcript has 2 exons. NCBI's taxonomy places the organism in Eukaryota, Metazoa, Chordata, Aves, Passeriformes, Tyrannidae.